Colletotrichum orchidophilum is the source of this 1089-nucleotide messenger RNA. RefSeq names its product subtilase. Lineage: Eukaryota; Fungi; Ascomycota; Sordariomycetes; Glomerellales; Glomerellaceae. The transcript has 6 exons. Bases 1 to 1089 code for a protein of 362 amino acids. The record is from RefSeq and is a predicted model, not a curated record.
AUGUCGUGGUUCCAACCUUCGGCACGUGAUGGUCAUCACGCUCCCACGGCAUCGCGCGAGAGCGAGCGUGUUUGCGAUAUGACGUCCAGAGCGGCUCUCCCAAUAAACGUCGCCGGCAUCGUGGCGCUCUAUAUCGGGGCACGUGGAGGCCGCUCCACGCACGGCGCCGGCUUCGCAGAAGCCCUGCACGCUUGCAUCGUUGCGUCCGGCCGCGCUAUCCCCUGGUCCAACGGCACGACCAAGGGCAUUCGGUUCUGGGAUCCUCCCCUCAAGAUCGUUAGCGGCCUGAUCGACGCCGUCUCCGUCCUCAAUGCGACCUCGCAGCUGUCCGGGGAGGCAAACUCCGCUCUCCACGAGAUGCACCACUUCUCACGGACGCCGGCAAUUUUCGAGUCGUACUGGGUCGCCGAGGCUGCCGACGCGGAGAUCCUGGACGUCCCUCGCAUCAAGGAUCUCGUCGAGAUUGAGCCUCUCAAGAUUGGCACCCUCUUGAGCUUGCCUUCGGGCGGGUUCAAGGUUGCGCCCGCCUCAACGUCUCGAGACUCCCCAUCUUUAGUGACUUUUUACGAAUGGACCCGUGUCUCCUCUGGCGUCAACCAGACCCUGCUCUCCCAGAAGUACAGCUUCUUCACCUUUGACCUCUCCCUCGCCAAGUCUACGAACCCACCUACCAAGAGCGCGGGUGGGUUUACCCCCGCGGUCGUCGGCGAGACCAAGUAUGGCGGCUCCGUUGCCCGCUUCGACGUCUAUAACAACGCCAACUACCCUGUCUUCGACCCGGCCACCGAUAGUGUGAGCAACACCUUCCCAAAACUUUUCAGGACCAGUCUCGUGACUCACCCUACGAGUCUUGGUGGCUCGGCAAGCAGGCUGACAGGAGCCUGGAAAGUACAAGUCAGUAUCCUCAUCUGGGAUUGUUGUCCUUUAUACGGUCACAUAAAGAGUCUGAAACUUACGACUAGGUGGCGCAUCGUGGUUUUGAAGCCCUAUGGUAAUCCCAAGGCGUCGGAUAACUGGGAGAUUUCUGAGACGCCUAUGAUUGAGGUCCUCCCGCUCGCCAGAGGCAAUUCCAAUGCUCUCCGGCAUUGA